Molecule: messenger RNA, 1011 nt
Organism: Choloepus didactylus (southern two-toed sloth)
Lineage: Eukaryota; Metazoa; Chordata; Mammalia; Pilosa; Megalonychidae
Product: protein SCO1 homolog, mitochondrial-like
Exons: 2
Biological process (GO): mitochondrial respiratory chain complex IV assembly
Source: RefSeq, a predicted model, not a curated record
AUGCAGGGUGUGAAGAUCCAAUACUUGAAGGAUGAAGGCAAGUUCUUGCUGACCGUAUAUUAUAUAUUAAAAUAUAAUGGAAGAGCUUCUAAGCUCAUAGCCGGGGUGCUAGUGGUCCCCGGCCGUGUCGUGCGGCCCCCAGAAGGCCACCUUUGGCGUGUCUUGUGUCGCGGAGUCCAGCUUUGCAGCCCCGCUGAGGUGACUGUGAGCGUCUGCUGGAGGCAGCUGUGCGUGCGGCGAGCGGAGGCGUGGCGGGGCUCGGGGCUCGCGGGCAGCUGCCUGGGAAGCCGGGGGCUCAGUGCAGCCAUGCUGCCACCCGGGGUCAUCAGGGCCCAGGUCGACGGGCUGCAGAGACCCCACGCACCCCUCACAGCCCAGCCUGUUUCUCGGAAGUCCUUAGCAUUCACAUUUGCUAUCGGAGGAGCUUUACUGGCUGGAAUGAAAUAAUUCAAGAAAGAAAAGGCAGAAAAGCUGGAGAAGGAACGGCAGCGAAACCUAGGAAAGUCUUUACUCGGGGGACCAUUUUCCCUCACAACUCAUAUUGGAGAGCCUGAAACUGACAAGGACUACCUAGGCCGGUGGGUAUUGAUUUAUUUUGGUUUCACCCAUUGCCCUGAUAUCUGUCCAGAAGAACUAGAAAAAAUGAUUCAAGUCCUGGAUGAAAUAGAUAGUAUUCCAUCUCUGCCAAAUUUAACUCCACUUUUCAUCACUAUUGACCCAGAGACGGACACAAAAGAAGCCAUCGCAACUUAUGUGAAAGAAUUUUCUCCCAAGCUGACUGGCUUCACCGGGACAAAAGAAGAGAUUGAUCAAGUGGCCCAAGCAUACAGAGUAUAUUACAGCCCAGGAUCCAAGGAUGAGGACGAGGACUACAUAGUGGAUCAUACAAUAAUAAUGUACUUGAUUGGACCAGAUGGUGAGUUGCUAGAUUAUUUUGGCCAGAACAAGAAGAAUGCGGAAAUAGCUGGUUUGAUUGCUGCACACGUGAGGGAGCACCAGAAGAAGAGUUAG